CACACGUACACGAACACACACAUUCUGUCAGCGGUGAAGCGGCGAAGUACAGAAAACUUGACGGUCUUUUCGGCGAUAAAAACGUUCUAGCGCAAGGUUUCGAGCUCCUCCCCCCCUGUGCGUGUGUGUGUUGGAGCGGAAGUCCUGGUUUUUGCAGUCGCUUGCAUCGUGUUUUUCUCUACCCGCUGCCUCCCCGUGACGGACGAAGUGCAAACAGCCGUAGCUAGCGGUGUGCUCGUGUGUUUCGCUUGGCGUGCAAAAUCUAACCUAUUCGACGGAAGUUUUUAUGACAAAGGAUAUGACUUCGGAAGCAGCUGUACCACCGCCGGCCGUCUGGGCCCAACGAAGCGAUGUCCUCUUCCUCACCCUCAACGUAGAAUGCAGCGACCCGGUGUACAAAUUCACCGAAGACUCGAUGAGCUUCACCGGCGUGGGCAAACCGGAGGGCAAAAAGUACGAGCUGAACGUGGAGUUUUUCAGUAAAAUCAACCCGGACAAGGUGGCGUCGAAAAACAUCAAGCGCUGCAUCGAGUUCGUCAUUGCCAAGGCGGAGCCGCAGGAAACCUACUGGCCCCGGCUGCUGAAGGACAAGACCAAGCCCCACUGGCUGAAGGUUGACUUCAACCGAUGGGAGGACGAGGGCUCCAACGACGAGGAAGGUGGUGCCGACCAGAUGGACCUUAUGCAGAUGCUAAACGCUUCCCAGAACAGUAACAAACUUUCCUUCGACGAUCUAAGCGACGAACCGGAAGGCGAAGACUCGGACGACGAGAGCAUUCCCGGGCUGACGGAUUCUUAAGCCGCUGGUAGUGGUGGUGGUGGAGGUGACGGUGGUGUUGGUGUGUGUCCAAAGGUGCGCGCGGUCGGUCAUCCCACUUCCGCCGUGUUAGCUGCUGCUGCCGGUGCGCUGCCGCCCCCUAUCCCCCCUCCCCGUGUUUUCCGCGUUAUGUCAAAUAGUAUGUACCGCGAAAGUUGUAGCAUUUUAAGCCAUCUGUUUAAAAUUAGCCAUUUCCUGCUCCUUCCUUCCCGUUUUUUUCCCUCUCCCACUCCGGUUCUCUAGCUGUGUUGACUCUCUAGGGGGUUUCCCGGUGUUGGUGUGGGGGAAAAAAGGGGUGUUGGGGGGAGUUUGGAGAGGGAUAGCCGGCACUCCCGACAGCAGAAGGCGCACUCAAAAACAAACACAGGACACACACUAACACACUCUCACAUACACAGUUCAUAGCAAGGGUUAGAGGUUAAACAACAAAGGAUCAAAACAGCCGAUGGAUGGCGCACUCUCUCGUUCGUCACUUCACCUGGUGGUAGAAUGAGGGAAAAUGGCGGAAAAAUCAGCAGCAGAAAGGUAGAAGAAAAACACACCAUCACCCACACACAACAUCCCCCCGCUCGCUCCUAAGUGGUUUCCUUCGCCGCGGUGUAGCGAACGAACGAAGGAAAAAUAAUGGGAGAACGAAAAUGGAGUGGAGAGUGUUCCAGACACAAUAAUACACUAUAGAAAUUAAUCCUUAAAUAACCGAGCGGACAAAACUCAAGUAUGCAGAUAACAAACAAACAAAACAAAAAAUACAACCAAAUGGAGUUUUGGGACGAGACAGAUAAAAACACAACACGCAAUAA
Anopheles arabiensis is the source of this 1617-nucleotide messenger RNA. RefSeq lists its product as uncharacterized. Gene Ontology annotation, cellular component: nucleus; cytosol. Bases 287 to 799 code for a protein of 170 amino acids. Gene Ontology annotation, biological process: chaperone-mediated protein complex assembly; protein folding. The transcript has 4 exons. The record is from RefSeq and is a predicted model, not a curated record. Gene Ontology annotation, molecular function: Hsp90 protein binding; protein-folding chaperone binding. NCBI's taxonomy places the organism in Eukaryota, Metazoa, Arthropoda, Insecta, Diptera, Culicidae.